This is a messenger RNA of Owenia fusiformis, 2088 nucleotides long. Lineage: Eukaryota; Metazoa; Annelida; Polychaeta; Sabellida; Oweniidae. The record is from the annotation of a GenBank genome assembly.
AUGAUCGUGCCAUUGAUGAUGUUGAUUGUCUUAUCAUUGUCCCCAUCAUCUGCAAAAGAAAGUGAUGGGCAGCACACUCAAGCAAGAUAUGUUAAUGUCAAAACAGUUGCAGGGCUUUUACAAGGAGAGAUUGUCGAUUAUCCCGUAGAAUACCCUGAAGGUAAUAAGAAUCUUAUUACAGUCACCCAAUUCCUUGGAGUCCCUUAUGCCAAACCUCCUAUUGGUGACCUCAGGUGGAAGAAUCCACAGAAGGUUGGACCAUGGGAGGGAGUGAAGAAUGCUACAGCUUAUGGAAACAGUUGCUGGCAAAAUAUACUCAUGCCUUUACCUACCCCAAUGUCAGAGGACUGUUUAUUCCUAAACAUCUGGGUCCCGGGGGAUACAAUGAUGUAUAAUACAUCACGGGACCUUGCUAUUUUGUUUUGGAUCCAUGGAGGGGAUUUUCAGUUUGGCACCGGAAGCCUUGACAUUACUAAUGGGGCAUAUAUGGCACAUGACCAAAAUGUCAUUGUUAUAACUAUUAACUAUAGAUUAAAUUCAUUUGGCUUUUUAUCUACUGAAUCAAAACCAGAUGAGGGGAACUGGGGCCUAAAGGACUGUGUCUUAGCAUUACAAUGGGUUCGGGAUAAUAUCAGAUCAUUCAGCGGGGACCCUAAUUCUGUUACCAUAUUUGGGGAAUCUACAGGAUCAGCAAUAGUGACACUACUGAUGCUUUCAAAGCAGGCAAAUGGUUUAUUCAAAAGAGCUAUUGGACAAAGCGGGUCAGCGUUUAACUAUUGGGCAAUGAAUCCACGUGGCAGAAAUCGUAGACUCCAACAAAACCUGGCAAAAAACCUUGGUUGUCCAGUAUAUAACAACAGCUUGGAUUGUUUAAGGAACAAAAGACCAAUGGGCAUUCUUAACUCAACAUCCUCAAUUCGAUUUGCACCAAACGUUGAUGGUACAUUUUUUCAUGAUGAGCCUGAAAACAUACUUGAGAAAGGAGAUUUCGAGCCAGUCGAUUUCAUCAAUGGAGUGAACAGACACGAAGGCUUUCCCUUCGCAAGUAUUUCACCAGAUGGAGAUAAUGGUCUUGUGAUCAAUUCUUCUCAAUUCAAUGACAUUAUUUCAAAAUACAUGAAAUUUCUCGAUCAUCUAGAAAACAGGGAUAUCAUACAACAUGGAGUACGGCUCUUGUAUGACGAUUAUACAGUUGAUUAUGAUGAAAAAUCACUGGACAGAACUAAGGGACUGGUAAAUGCUUUGGGUGAUUUUGAAAUCAUUGCUGGGAGUCAUAAAUUCUCAACAUUAUACCAAAAGCAAUCCACCAAAACCUCAUACUGUUACUUUCUGGAUGCAAAAAUAUCCGAGUAUUUUCGAUACAUUCCCUACAGCCAUGAGCGUCCUGACUGGGUCCACACCAGUCAUGCAGAUGAUAUACAAUUUGUAUUUGGAGGUGUCAAAUACACAGAUAAAACAGUGACACGUGAGGAGAGGGAACUAAGCGGUGAAAUGAUGAAGACCUGGGCUAACUUUGCAAAAACAGGGAACCCUACAGAAUCAGGUUCUUUACAUUGGCCAGAGUUUACUGGGUCGAACUACCUUCAACUGUCAACACCCGUCAGUAGCAGCACUGUCAUUGAGAGGUUCCUACCUAAAAGAAUGGACUUCUGGAUUAACUUUAUCUGGAAGAAAGUAGAUGUUCCAUCAAUGAAAUGUGCCAAUAACAGAGAUAAAUUUAAUGAAGAUAACUGCCCAGUGUGUUUAAUCGAAGUCCCACGUGAUAUUACUUAUAUCAUCUGCAAGUCUACCAAUGCAUUUAAAGCAUCAAUACUCACAGAAAAGAUAAUGAAGAUUGAGUCGAAUCUCAGACCAGUGACAGGUGUAGUGAAGUUGGACAGAUAUGUAACAUACAACCUGGAUUCAGACUGCACUUGCGAUAUUGUUACAAAAGCAGCUCGAGGUGACAAACUUCUGAUCCUCACCAUGGCAACCAAUGACAGUUUAUCAAGCCUGUAUUUCGAUGACCAGGUCACUGUUAUCAAAUUAGAUAACAAACUACAGAGGAAAAUAUUGAGAGCUAUCAAGGAAAACAAAUGUCCUAAAUGA